This is a messenger RNA of Cicer arietinum (chickpea), 1045 nucleotides long. RefSeq lists its product as uncharacterized. Lineage: Eukaryota; Viridiplantae; Streptophyta; Magnoliopsida; Fabales; Fabaceae. The record is from RefSeq and is a predicted model, not a curated record.
AUCUUAUAGUUCAAACGUACUCUCAAGCCACAAAGUUAACAAUACAAUUAUACAAUAACAACACAUCUCAUUUUGUUCCAAAGCCCUUUUCUCCUUCCUCUCACAAAAUCUCAAUAGCCAUACCUAUCACCCUCUAAGUAGCACAAUAAAAAAUCAACCCUCUUAAAAUGGAUCGUAAUGAGAAUGGAUUGAACAAGAAGCUUUUCUUGAAAAGAACAUUGCAAUUUGUUUUCUCAAUUUCUGCUUUUUCUAUCUUCCUUUGUUACUCUUCUGGCUUUUUCAUACACCCUCAAACCUUCAAUGCCUACUUCUCCACAUUCCUUUUCACCUUGUUCACACACACCCUUGAAAGGAAAUACAUGUUUCUCAUUUGUAAUGGAAUCCUUGCAUUUCUAGUCAAAAACUCACUCAUCAUCACUACUACCUCUUCACAUUCUCACUCUGAUCAACUUCAUGCUUCUGAUGAUAUGGUAGACUACCGGAAGCAACAACUGACUAAUGAUCAGGACCACCAAGAGAUAUGGACUCAUCAAAUAGUUGCCCCUUUAACAAGUUUUGAAUCUCAUGAGGAAGUUUCUAUUAUGGCUGAAGAACAAGAUGAUGAGUACUGUGAAGAAAAAGUUUCAGAAGCUGAAGAACAUAAAGAAGAUACCUUAUAUAUUCAAAAUGAGGCUUGCAUAGCAGAUGAAAAAGAGAUCAAGCUCAAAGGGAUAUAUAAUGAUGAUGAUGAUGAUGAUGUUGAUGAUAAAGUAGAUGAAACAACAUUGGCAACAAAUGAAGAAUUAGUAAAUACAGAAGAAUUGAACAGAAAGUUUGAAGAAUUCAUAAGGAAAAUGAAAGAGGAGAUGAGAAUUGAAGCUCAAACACAACUUAUUUCUGUCUAGUAUAUGAUAAUAUAUCUAAGAAAAGAAGACAAGGGAUUAAGUACUUUAGUCUUUUUUUUCAUUUGACUAAGCCUUAUGCUUGUAUUUCACUUUUUAGUCCCUUUUGUUAAUUUGCAUUGUGAUGAGCUAUGAUAUUCCACAUCCUUCUUCUAGCUUCUUAA